AUGUCUGUUCGCGUGUUAUGUCUAUUUUUAGCAUGUUCCUCUGGUCUAAAUGAUACGAAAGAAAUGAAACUCAUUCGUGAAAUAUUUGAGACCAACAAUUUUCAGUUACGAAUAGUUGGCGGUACUGUACGCGAUUUAUUAAUGGAUGUAAUGCCGACCGAUAUCGACCUUUCAAUUGAUGCUAAACCGCAUGAAACAGAAAAACUUCUUUCCGAUGCAAAUAUAAAAGUGCAUGAUGGAAGGCAUGGUCGUUCAAGCAAUCAGGAAUAUACAAAUGAUUGGCGGAUUGGUGCAAGCAGACGAGAUUUUACGAUCAUUUCAUUAUAUUUAGAUGAUUUUAUAGUAGCAGAUCAAAGAUAA
Messenger RNA from Dracunculus medinensis (Guinea worm), 360 nucleotides. NCBI's taxonomy places the organism in Eukaryota, Metazoa, Nematoda, Chromadorea, Rhabditida, Dracunculidae. The record is from the annotation of a GenBank genome assembly.